Molecule: messenger RNA, 669 nt
Organism: Parastagonospora nodorum SN15
Lineage: Eukaryota; Fungi; Ascomycota; Dothideomycetes; Pleosporales; Phaeosphaeriaceae
Exons: 2
Coding region: 1-669 (222 amino acids)
Molecular function (GO): nucleic acid binding
Source: RefSeq, a predicted model, not a curated record
AUGCCUUCUCACUCGUCGCACCUGCUGCAGCCGCUUGAUGUGGGCUGUUUUGGCCCUCUGAAGAAGGCGUACGGGGGCGAGGUCAAUGAGCUCAUGCGCAACCGGAUCAACCACAUCACAAAGCAGGAGUUCCUGUUAGGCUUCAAAGCGGCUCACAACAACAUCCAGGGAGGGUUCCAAGGCGCUGGAUUGGUCCCUUUUGACCCAGAACGGGUUAUAUCAGUCCUUGAUGUGAAGCUGCGCACUCCAUCACCACCACUCCCCACCAACAAGGAGCCCUGGCAGUCGCAAACCCGAAGCAAUACCCUGGAGUUUGAGUCGCAAUCAACCCUGAUUCGAGACAAGUAUAAGAGGGAGCAGGGUAGCUCACCUACUUCUGUUCUAAGCGCGAUUGAGCACAACGCAAAGAGGGGAGCUAGGUAUCUACUGUACGCACACGGACACGUUGUGGCUUUCUGCGUCGCGGCACCUGUUGCUUCACUGCCGUGCAGCCGAUGUUGGAUCGACAUUAACGCGUCCUGGGAGGUUGCUGUGUUCUUGGUAUCCUUCGCAAUUCUCGCAUUCUUCGCACUCGUCGAAUUCUUUGUCCAGCGGCGAGGAUCCAGCCAAGCCAAUACGCUGCGUUCAAGCAAACAAACGGGAGAACCUCGGCGCCUCGUUUGUCCAUGA